This is a messenger RNA of Sebastes umbrosus (honeycomb rockfish), 3899 nucleotides long. RefSeq names its product butyrophilin subfamily 3 member A2-like. Bases 148 to 1482 code for a protein of 444 amino acids. The record is from RefSeq and is a predicted model, not a curated record. NCBI's taxonomy places the organism in Eukaryota, Metazoa, Chordata, Actinopteri, Perciformes, Sebastidae. The transcript has 6 exons.
UGAACCUUUCAGUGAAUGAAGUUCUUCACUGAAGCUGCUCUGCAGACAAAGAGGGAUUAUUGUUCUGAGACUUUUCAUCUUUUAUUUAUUUAUUAUUAUAUAUUUAUUAAUUUCAUGAUGGAAACAUCCAUCCUCUGAGUUUUGGUGAUGUAUUAUUGUCUUUUGCUGGUCGCCUCUCUGCUGUCUGGUUGUUCAGGAAAAUCAUCGGUGCAUGGUCCACUGGAGACGGUCCUGGCCUUUGCCGGAGACGAUGUCAUUCUGCCCUGCAGCUUCAGCGUCGCUGCCGGCGGCGAUGACUUCCCAACGGUGGAGUGGUCCAAGCAAGGCCUGCAGCCCAACGUCGUCCUGUUGUACCGGGACGGCUGCGAGACUCACGAGAUGAAGAACCCGGCCUUCCGGUACAGGACGAGCCUCAUCGCGAAGGAACUGAAGAACGGAAACAUCUCGUUACGGAUCUCCAACGUGCAGCUGGCGGACGCGGGGAACUACCAAUGCAUGAGGCUGUGGAGGAAGCCGCCCCGGGACGUUACAGCGGUGGAGCUCGUUGUGGGUGCCGUCUCUGAACCCAAACUCUCCGUGACGUCAGCCGACGGAGAAGACGUGACUCUUCAGUGCGAGGCCAACUGCUGGCAGCCGGAGCCUCGGAUCCACUUCCUGGACGAACAGGGAAACGACAUCAGUGGCGACGAGCCAAAAAGAGAAGAAGACGCCCGUGGAUGUUACACCGUGAGACGGAGAGUGACUCUCCAGGAUGCUGCCAACAGGUAUUUUCAUCACAGAGUCACCUGCAGAGUUCACCAGCCGGAGACCAACCAGACCCGGGACACCGAGAUUCUCCUACCAGUAAAGAAGUCCUGCUCUCUAACCGCCGUCAUCGCUGUUGGAGUGACAAUUUUACUUCUAUUGGUCGCAUUGUGUGGAUUAGCUGUGUUUUUGUGGAGGAGAUAUGGUAAAUGUGCGAAGGAACAAAAAUAUCCAGUGACCAGACAGUCGUCCGAUCAGAGAUCACUAAGCGGCUCGUCUGAGUCGCUUCACAGUGUGAAAGCUGUCAGGACCGACAACAUAGCAGACAUCACCAUCGAGAUGCUGACAACACAGGUGGCCGACCUCAAGACGAAGCUCUAUGAGCAGGAAGACACCAUCCGUCAGCUACAGAACAACAACACCUCCCAGCCAAGUGCUCCCGGCAGCUUACCCCAGAACACCGGACCGACGGCUGGCGUCUCUCGACAGGACAGCGAUCCAGCACCCGGCCAGCCGGUCUAUAGAUCCUCCCGUAGGCACAGCAGCCCGGCUCUUCUGAACCUCCCGGUGUCGACCAGUUCGGAGAAAAAGCGAAGCCGCAUCGGUCGUUCGAAGAGCGAUGCUCAUGCUCGGCCAGGCCAGAACGGCAAACCUGAGCGCCGAUUCUCCUCCGUGUCUAAUACCCGCUUCUUAAUCCUGACAGAUUUAAAAGAAGAAUCAGAGCUGCUCCUCGCAUGAGGAAAGAGCAAAAAGAUAAACACAAAAGUUUUGAGUUUCCCGAAUCCGAUAAAAACAAAACUACCUGCAUAGCUAAAUACCACGGCUCAUUUUCUGUGUCGCAUGGCGGAAUUAUCAAGUUAAGCUGGCUAAGUAGCCAGCCGUCCAACCAGCGGGCUGGUGGCCAACGGCAGCGAUGUAAAGAUAGAUUGAGGGCGUAUAAAUCUUUGGAUGCCUAUCUUUAAUAAAGUCAGUCAGAAAGAGAGUCGUACAAUAUCGGAGAAGCGUUUCAGACAUGGAGAGAAAAGGGUUGCUAAUAGUUUAGCCUUCUGCCAACAGCGGCCAACGGCUCACGGCUGCGGUUAGCAAAAGGCUUUCCGCCGAUAUUGUAGCUCGCUAGAGCCUCGAAUCACAGUUUGUCAUCUCAUCUGGAUUCUGGCAGCCAACAACACAGCAAGAGGACAUUUUAGAUGUAUAACUUUAGCCCCACUUCUAGCCUUAGCCUCCGGUCUUCCCUUUGUUUAGCCUCCAGCUAACACCGUGACGUCAUCAUGACGUCGACACAACAAGGGUCUCUUGUUCAUUUUAAUUAGUGAGCUUUACAGUUGGCGGACUUUAUUCCCUUUGGACAGAGCCACGCUAACUGUUUCGCCCUUAUCUCCAGUCUUAAUGCUAAGCUAAGCUAAGCUAAAUGGGUGCUGCCUCCAGCUACAUGUUUACCUAGAGAGGUAUGAAUCUUCUCGGGCAAGAAAGCAAACAAGCGUAUUUCCCAAAAUGUCAAAGUUUUCCUUAAAGCAUAACAAGCAGUUUUAUAUAUAUAUAUUUUGUUCAAAUUGCUGAUUUGUUUCUGUAAAUAUCAAUAUGUAUGUUUUAUUUAGUGUAUAAUCACCUGUGUUGUGUUUUCGUUAGCUUAGGAUGAGCCGUUUGUGUCUACGUAGGGAGUGAGUCCACCGUGUUGCACCACCAUGUUUCUACAGUAGCCCAGAGCGGACAAACCAAACUCUGGUAACUUUUCCUGCUUGAGUCGAUAGCGUUACUCCCUCCCUCCACCGCCGCCGCUCUCCCUCUCUUGCUUCACCACUCACAGGUCUAUGUUUCUCCUAUUUUUGCUAAAACGGGUAUAGCUGAUAUCAAGAGUGGCUCUUCUCAACUGAGCGUUCUUUACAAUAUAUGUAAAAGAACACUUUUGAUGUGACAAGAUGUAAAAGAGCCUAUAACCUCCAACACAAAACGAUGUUUACAUCUGCAGGUUGUUUCACGAUGGCCUCGUGAAAAAUAUGAUCACCAUAAAACCAACCGGUUGAGGCAGAUGGCCGCCCGCCCAGAGCCGGGUUCUGCCCGAGGUUUCUACCCGUUAAAGGGGAUUGUUUUUUUCUUGCCACUCUAAAUUAUAGAGUACAGUCUAAACCUACUCUAUACAAAUCUUGAGAUGAUUUGACGCUAUAUGAAAAUAAUUUGAAUUGAAAAUGAAUUAUCGGAGAUUGCCAGGUUGUUCCUAUUCACUGUUAGUACUUAUACCUAUGAAAAAUAAUGCACUAUAUAUAUAAUCCACGUAAUCGCGAGCCAGGAUGUGCAGGUGACGUAGUAUAAAGAGCAACAAACAAACCAAACUUUAACCCUGGAAACCACUGUUUUGUUUCCUGUGUGAUACCAAACAUUGACUUAUUUUAACUUACUUUCGUAACGUAACUUACGUACUUAACUAACGCCACAAACGUAUGUUACGUAACAAACUUAGUUAUUUCAACCCAAACCACCAUCUUUUCCUAAACCUAACCAAGUAGUUUGGUUGCCUGGGCUUGCACAGGCACACCGAUCGCUGGUGUAGCUGGACGAAACGUACGAAAAAUAACUUUUCGUAAGUUCAUCAUACGAACUGUUUUAUGAGGAUACGCACAGGAAAAGACAGGUGGAUAAAAAGUCCUUUUGUAUUCCUGAAAACGUUCACGUUUGAUCCUCGGUUUCAUUUAUUUGUCGUAGUUCCACCUGAAGUGUGCAGCUGCAACAUUCUGCUCACUUUUUGUACAUUUCUACAAAUGUUAAUUACAUAAUUUUUAUUUUUAAAGUAUAUUUUUUUACAAUAAGAUGUCUGGGGUUUUAUAUAGGGGCUCCUUUAUUUCUGCUGUGAUAAAUUAUUGAUUUUUAAUUUAAUUCUCACUUCUGUAUAAAUUAUUUAAAUAGAAAUUGAAUUUCAGUAUGUUUUUUUAAAGCUGGUCUUUUUAUGGAAUAAAUCACUUUGCUUUGUUUAAUUUCACUGCUCACUUCAUUCACACACUACUAGUCGUACAUAUACAGUAAAGAGUUCCCCCUGGUGAAUUAACUAUAACAUUGCAAUUGUAUUUAAUCCACCAGCAGUUCGCUUUUCAAAACCCUUUCUAAUAGGUUUGAUAAUUAAAUCAAAUAAAAAAAUUAAAAGAAUUAAAAAAUGACAUUACAUU